Messenger RNA from Schistosoma guineensis, 2062 nucleotides. The record is from the annotation of a GenBank genome assembly. Lineage: Eukaryota; Metazoa; Platyhelminthes; Trematoda; Strigeidida; Schistosomatidae.
AAUCUACCUAUAUGUAAGGCGGCUUUUAUGAAUGGAAUUGGUAUCUCAAGGUCGCUCGAGUUUAAUUAAAAAACAAAAUGGAUACAGCACUCUGAACUUCAUACUCUCUAGAUACAAAGACAGUUAUUCUGUGUUAAUAUUUUGUAAGUAUUUCUGUGAAAAAGUGGAUUUUUGUUGAUGGAGCCUUGAUAUACAUGUUUGGACAGUUUUCACGCGUUGACAGCUAAAUCAGGAAAGAGAAACCUUACCGUCCGUUUUUUAAAUAGUGUCUUUCGAACACUCCCAUGUCGGCCUUAAGAAUACCUAGUCCUGGACUAAAGGGGAACAUAGCAUGCCCUAAGGUGUUGAAGGAGAACUUAGUUAUACAAGCUAUAAUUAACUAUUUAAUGUGGUAAUGUUAGGGUGAAGUAGGAAACUCGGUGUUUAUUUUUGGGAAAAUGUAGACUACUUGCGGAAAGUAAAGGUGUCAACCGGGACAUUUUUCUGUAUGGGGGACUUUUAUUGGUAAGUUUGCAAUUUUCCCUCGGGCUGAAGAAAAGAGCGACAAUUUGUUAAAUUUUCACAUCGAUUUUUAGGGGAUCUACCCUUCACUACCACCAAGUUCGCCUCUUUUUCCCCUUUUUGUUUGCUUGGGAUACAUAGACACGGAGUAUCUAUAUUUGUCGUAUUUUCGUGUGCCUCAUAUUUCAUCUUACUGUUACAUGACUUGAUUUAUCUAAUAACUGAAAAUGGAUUGUAUAUAAAUGUCACUGAUUCCCUUAACACAAGGAGAGCUUACGAUCCACUGUCCUGUUUAGUUUGUAACAGUUUUAGUUGUUUCUUCAUCCUCAAACUAUACGCGCAUUUGUUUGUAGGGAAAACAUCUGUAAGGUACUUCUUGUUUCCUGAAAAAUUCUUUAAGGUGUUUUACUUUAUUGUUAAACAAAUGAUGGUUGUCUUCGACUUAUUUUUUGAAUUUUUAAACGUUUCUUUUAAAUAAUGCUAUAAUAUGCAUGCUUUCCCUUUAAGCCACUCACUUUUAGCAUAAGUAUUUACACACCUGUCAGUAUGGCCUUUACAACAAGUAUGAUUCCAGAACAAGCUCAAGUUAAAGAUCGCGCUGAUGAACUUCUGUCUUUAUGUAAAAAAGCAGUUGCUGACUGCAAUAACGUGAAGCCAACACUUGAUUCACUUGAUAAAUUACGUUGCAAACAACGUGGUUCUAAAGUUGUCAAAAGUCAGUUGAAGUCCUUAUACACACAGGCAAUUAUUGAAGCUGAACAUCAAAAAGCUACUCUUAUGGCUGCUUUAGAAAAAGUAUCGGAAAUCCGUGCUCUAGAAUAUAAGUUGAGAACACAUGUUGGUCCGAAAAGUUUUCGCCGCGGUGUACUAAUGUCAGUUUUGCAAGAAAAUGCCAAAUCGAUACCACUUUGGAUAGGUAAACCCGGUGAGAGUCCCCCUGCUCUGUGUGGUGCAACAGGACCAUCACCAAAUAUUCCCGCUGAUCCUGGCGACCAUGUUGCCGCCCUUGUUCCAGAACCAGACGUGGCAGCUGCUGCUUGUAAUUUAUCUGAAGGUUGUAUAUUGGCUGAAGUUGUUUCGUAUAAUCCUGAUAAAGAAAUCUAUGAGGUAGAAGAUGUUGAUGCCGAAGAAGGGAAGAUGCCAAAGCGUUACUCUCUAUCCCGUUCUAAACUUAUACCUUUACCAAAAUGGAAAGCUAAUCCAAUUACAAAUCCUGAGGCAAUAUUCAAUAAAGGUGCUACUGUUUUGGCUCUUUAUCCACAAACAACAUGUUUCUACAAAGCAAUUGUGGAUGAAAUCCCAAUUCAUAUACAUGAUGAGUAUUCCCUUUAUUUUGAAGAUUCAUCCUACCCUGAAGGUUAUGCUCCAGCUAUUAAAAUACCUCAACGAUAUGUUAUUCAAUGUCCUGACAAAGAAGCAAUGACUAGUAAACAUUUAGACAGGUCAAAAAAACGUGGUAAAAAACUAUGAAUUGUAAGAUGAACCUAUUACUUAUAAUCUUAAUCUCCUCCAUCUUGCAGUUGUGUGUAGUUGUGUAAAUAUAACUAAUUUCUUUGUUGUU